This is a messenger RNA of Pomacea canaliculata, 2646 nucleotides long. RefSeq lists its product as uncharacterized. The transcript has 19 exons. The coding region runs from base 90 to 2369 and encodes 759 amino acids. The record is from RefSeq and is a predicted model, not a curated record. Lineage: Eukaryota; Metazoa; Mollusca; Gastropoda; Architaenioglossa; Ampullariidae.
UAUCUCCUGUCUACAGCAGCGACACUGUCAGUAUAAGAGGCGGUGACAGGCCAGGACACACUCACCUGUCCGGUGCUCACCUCAAGACGAUGGCGGCCAUGUUGUGUGUCUUGGCUUUGCUGUGGGGCCUCGUGUCCUCCAGUCCAGGCCAUGAAAACAAGGGGAGAGCACCAGUUCCUAUGGUUUUCUUCAUGGACCUCCAGGGUCACUACACCUUUACUCAGGGGGAGAAACUCUGGCUGCAAGGGUCGCCGACCUUCGUGUACACCGAGGGUCAGAACUACACCACGGAGGACGGGUCGCUGAGGCUGGUGCAGGUGGAGUAUGAUGGCGGACGGGAUAAAGUGGGCGAGUGGAUGACAGAAUGUUUCCUGUACUUGGCCGGAACUACAAGUUUCCAGACAUGCGCAAAGUCUUGGACAAAUCCUCCACUUCCGCUUGUUGUCUUCCAGCAGAGGUUUAUAAACGGUACCCAGAGAUCGUCCUAUGGGAAGGUGGAUGACGUCAUCUCCGGUUUUCCGUCUUUCCAAGUACCUCUCAACCAGACGGACAUGGGCUACCUGAGCUACCAGGGCGACAUGUUUGGAAGCAAUUUCAUGAUAGGCAGGUGGGAUGGUUACCACGUGCUUUUAUCAGGAGGUAUAGCGGGCGGACCACUGGCGCUCUUUGAUCAAGGCGGAAACGUCAUCAUUAUCUCCCCUUUCUCAGGUUUCAUGUCUGCAUCUCGAAGUAUGGAUGAAUAUUUCCGUGUCAGAUGGGGUGUCAUGGGCGGCGUGGAUGUCGUGCCCACAGGUUAUCAGUAUGAAACGAUUGUGUACUACGGGUACACAGGGAUCAAUCAGGUCUUCUCCGAGUGGGGGAGCUUCAUGCAAUUUUACUAUGACAAAGAGAGCAUCUACAGACAAGCUGACCUGACACUAAACUACAUCGGGUACUGGACGGACGGAGGCGCCUACUACUACUACGCCACGGAGCCCAACAAGACUUACGAGCAAACCAUCCUGGACAUCAAGAACUACGCCGACUCCGUCAGCCUCCCGUACAGGUACGUGCAGUAUGACAGUUGGUUCUACCCGAAAGGUCCCCAGGGUGGAGUGCUGACGUGGACACCAAUGCCAGACAUUGCACCUGACGGCUUCCAGUAUAUUUUCAACAAAACAGAGUGGCCGGUGGCAGCACACAACAGAUACUGGUCAUCUAAAACUCCCUACGCCAAGCAGAACGGGGGGAACUUCAACUUUAUUGUGGAGAAAGAAAAGGCCAUACCUCAGGAUCUGUCUUUUUGGAUGUACCUGUUUGAGCAAGCACGAACCUGGGGUCUUAUAGUCUACGAACAGGACUGGCUGAACCGAGAGUUCGCCGGCCUCAACGCCACGCUGACCUCAGUGGACGUGGCCAGGACGUGGCUGAUGCAGAUGGGGGAGGCAGCGCGUGCCGUGGACCUGACCAUCCAGUACUGCUUGUCCUACCCCAGACACGCCCUGCAGACCCUGGAGAUCCCUGUUGUCACACAGGCGCGAGUCAGUGGCGACUAUCGCGCCGGAAGUGACCAGUGGAUGAUUGGCGUGACCUCCAUCUUUGCAUACGCUAUGGGAAUCGCGCCGUUUAAAGACACUUUCUGGACGGCAGAGUAUCAGCCGGGCAACCGCUACAAUCUUUCUGAACCCAACGGAGAACUCCAGGCAGCGGUGGCCACCCUGAGUACCGGUCCCGUGGGGCCAAGCGACAUGAUAGGAUACACUCGGGUGGACACGCUUUUACAGUGUUGUCGUGCAGACGGAAAAAUCCUGCAGCCAGAUAAGCCAGCCACGGCCAUCGACAAGCAGAUCUGGCAGGCGGCGUGGCCCGGAAGUGGACCUGCAGGCCAGGUGUGGACCACCUACUCCACCAUCGGCGCCUCGGACACCUUUGGCAUCAUCCUAGCGGCGGCCAUGGAGGACAACUUUCCACUUUCACCUUCCGAUGCAGGCUUUGACUUCUUUAAUCCAGGUGUGGUGAUGACCCGCAAAUCCACGCCAGGUGCUCCAGUGCUGUCUGCCUUCUCCAGUGCCUCACCUGUCAGUAUUAGCACUCAGUGUGGACGACAACACUUCUGUCUGUACUACACCAGCCCGCGCUACAGCCUGGGGGGGUCUGUCGAGGUCGUCAUCUACGGCGAAGAGGGCAAGUUCGUGCCCAUGUCACGUGAGCGCGUGUUGGACAUCAACGUGCUGCCCGACACCAUGGAGCUGGUGCUGGAGGGCGCUGUGGGCGAGGUCGUGACCUUUGGCUAUUUUUGGAACAACGUCUACUGCAAAGUGGUCGUCGUCAUCGGACCGGACGGAAAAGCUGUCGCAAGUCUGACGCGGGAUGGCUGUGCGGCACACUAGAACUUUGAUUCUGUUUACUAACAAAUACAAAUUCAAAACAUCUUUAUUAAUCUCUUUCAGGAAAUUAUUUGUCUGUCAAUGUUGCUGUUGCAUAAUACAUCGGGCGUUACAUAAUACCUGAAGUAUGAAAAUAUUUGUUUAAAUAUAGGCAUACAUGGGGGGAAAAACAAGAAAGAUCGGGCUCUCCGGGGAUGGGUUCCAGAUGCAUUAGGACCUUCACUCAAAGACAUGUCAAGAUCAACGACACUCUAUUCGACUCGCUAAACUAAACCCAAGG